This is a messenger RNA of Aureobasidium vineae, 483 nucleotides long. NCBI's taxonomy places the organism in Eukaryota, Fungi, Ascomycota, Dothideomycetes, Dothideales, Saccotheciaceae. The record is from the annotation of a GenBank genome assembly.
CCCACCGCAACCAUGCCUCCUACCAAAUUACAGAAAGUCGCCAAGGCUGCCAACACUGAAGACGGAUCCCAAGGCUUCGUUGAGAAGCAGAACGAGUUGUUCAAAGUAGUCAAGGCCCGCCAGGAGGAGGCGCGCACGAGGAUCUGCAAAAGUCGUGCCAACAGGAACAAGGACUUGCACGCGCGCAUCAAAGCCUUGAAGUGUGAUCCGACAACCAAACAGCCCGGGAGCAACGCCGACGCGCCAAGUUCUGACCACACGGCCUUCGGCACCCUUCGAGACCUGCUCGCUCGCAAGACCGACCUUGAGCGACGCAUCACUGAACGCAUCGAUGGCCUGGAAAAGACCAUGCGCAUCGCUUCCUCCGAACUCCAGAUUGUUCUCAAGUCCCGCUCCGAGCUUGUUGCGACUGCGAUUGCGACCGUGCCUGCCAAAGCGAGCGCUGCAACUGCAGAUUCCCACGUCCUCAUCGUGAAACAGUGA